This is a messenger RNA of Syngnathoides biaculeatus (alligator pipefish), 1534 nucleotides long. RefSeq names its product sterol 26-hydroxylase, mitochondrial. Bases 1 to 1521 code for a protein of 506 amino acids. Gene Ontology annotation, biological process: cortisol metabolic process; C21-steroid hormone biosynthetic process; glucocorticoid biosynthetic process. The transcript is spliced from 9 exons. Lineage: Eukaryota; Metazoa; Chordata; Actinopteri; Syngnathiformes; Syngnathidae. Gene Ontology annotation, molecular function: monooxygenase activity; oxidoreductase activity, acting on paired donors, with incorporation or reduction of molecular oxygen; heme binding. The record is from RefSeq and is a predicted model, not a curated record. Gene Ontology annotation, cellular component: mitochondrial inner membrane.
AUGGCUGCACGGCUGUUGCAGAGGAGUCUCUUGGCCGUGGCUCAGGUUUUCUCCAGAGGGUUUCCGAGUACGUCCACAAAUUUGGGCUCGCUGGAGAAGCCUCGGACAGUGAAAGAUCUCCCCCACGUCAGUGUCUUGGAGUUGCUCUACCGGAUGGUGUUUCAGGGUUUCUACAGCCGGGCACAUGAGCUUCAGGUGUACGAAAAGGAGCUCUACGGGCCCAUAUACAGAGACGGAUUAAAGACCGUGUCCCUGAACACACCAAAGCUGCUGGAGGAAGUCUUGAGAAAUGACGAAAGGUUCCCUUGCAGGGGAGACAUGUCUUUUUGGAAGGAUUAUCGUGACAUUAGAGGACUUGGCUACGGACCUUUCACAGUGGAGGGAGAGAACUGGCACAAGCUGCGGGUGGCGCUGAACAAACGCAUGAUGCAUCCCAAAGAUUCUGCCCUCUAUGGCAGAAUUCUCAACAUGGUGGUCGCCGACUUCAUCGCCAGGCUGCGCUACGUGCGUCGGUGCAGCCCAACCGGAGAUUUGGUGAUGAAUUUGGCCAAUGAGUUUUAUCGUUUUUCACUUGAGGGUAUCGCCACAAUAUUGUUUGAGACCAGACUGGGGGCUCUGGAAAAGGACAUUCCGGCAGGUACGCAACAGUUUAUCGACGCCAUAGCCAAGAUGUUUUCCAAUAGCCUGGCUGUGGUGGCGAUGCCCAAGUGGAGCCGGAAUCUGCUGCCCUACUGGGGACGCUACAUCGACGGAUGGGACGGCAUUUUCAGCUUCGCCAAGAUGUUGAUUGACAAGAAGCUGGAGGACAUUCAGCAGCGCGUGGACCGCAACCAGGAUGUGGAGGGAGAGUACCUGACGUACUUGCUGUCAAACACUGAGAUGGAAACCAAAGACAUAUAUGGUAGCAUCGCCGAGCUUCUCUUAGCCGGAGUGGACACGACCUCCAACACUCUGACAUGGACUUUGCACCUGCUGUCCCAGCACCCACAAGUCCAGGAGAAGCUUCAUGGAGAAGUAUCAGAGUUAAAAACUGUAGAUGGGACCCCGUCUGCGGAGGAGGUCACCAGCUUGCCGUAUUUAAGAGCUGUCAUCAAAGAAGUGCUCAGGAUGUAUCCAGUAGUCCCCUUUAAUGCAAGGAUCAUGAGUGAAAAGAGUGUUAUUAUUGGUGGAUAUCAGUUUUGCAAAAAUACGGUUUUCACAUUUUGCCACUACGCCAUCAGUCACGAUGAGGAAACCUUCCCAGAACCGUUCUCCUUCAAGCCGGAGCGAUGGCUGCGGGAUGGCCGAGAAAGGCCCAACGCUUUCGGCUCCCUCCCGUUUGGCUUUGGCGUGAGGAGCUGCGUCGGGCGCAGAAUUGCUGAGCUGGAGAUGCAUCUGGUUUUAUUUCAAAUAAUCAGGACGUUUGAGCUCAAACCAGACCCGAAUGUCGGAGAGGUGAAAUGCCUCAACCGCACCGUCCUGGUUCCAGACCGACCGAUCAGUGUCCAUUUUGUGGACCGGGGAUGCGAAAAGCCAGUCUAGGAAUUAUUUUGUC